UCAUAGAUACACAUUACAACUUAUCCAUUCCAAAUCAUAUUCUCUUCAAAAUCCAAGAAACAAACUUUGAACCCAUUAUUAAACCUGUAAUAUUUUUUUCCAUGGCCUCAUCAGUACCAUCGUCUUCCCUGUUUAUCCUAUGUCUCAUGUCUCUCUAUAUUCUUCUUAUCCAUGAUCAUCACACUCAACUGACUCAAGCCAGUAAAAUCCAGAUGGAUGAACUCUUGGAAACAGAUCAAACCAUUGUGGAUCUCUCCCCUGUUCCUAAUAAUCAAUCCAUAGAUUGUGAUUGGGCUUGUGGAGAAAGAUGUAAAGAUUCAUCAAGACCCAACCUUUGCAAGAGGGCUUGUGGGACUUGUUGUAUAAGGUGCGGUUGUGUUCCUCCGGGUACUUAUGGUAAUUAUGAAUCCUGCCCUUGUUACUUCAGCCAAACCACUCAUGAUGGAGCUCGCAAGUGCCCUUAACUUGAUCCCUUAUGAUCAUAUGAUGUGAAUUGUUCUUCUUCUUUCUUCUAUAUUAAUUAAGAUAGUUGAAGUGCAAAAGUUGUCACU
Molecule: messenger RNA, 551 nt
Organism: Impatiens glandulifera
Lineage: Eukaryota; Viridiplantae; Streptophyta; Magnoliopsida; Ericales; Balsaminaceae
Product: gibberellin-regulated protein 11-like
Exons: 3
Coding region: 102-464 (120 amino acids)
Source: RefSeq, a predicted model, not a curated record